AGGAGGCGGAGCGGGCGUUUGAAAGAAGGAAUACGGAGAGCCUGCAGAUGAUGGCCACCCUGAGGAUGGGCAAGGAGGACCUCCAGAAAAUCCCUGCAGACCAAGCAAAUGACUCUGAUGAAGCAGCUGGAUAAUUUGGACCAGGAGUGUGAGCAGCUGAAGACCAGCCUGGCUGACAGGGAGGAGGACCAUUACAUCUUGAAUGAGAGGCUGAAGGAGAUGCAGGAGGAGAAGUGGGAGAUCCAGCACCAGGUGGCAGCCCAGCAGAAGCUGGCAGAGCAAGCGCAGAAGGAAAAGCUGAGCUUGGAGCAGCAUGUGUCUGAGCUGCAGACAACUGUCUCUGAGCUGAGAGAGCUGGUUGAGGAGCUGAAGGACAGGGAGAGGCUGCUGGUCUUCUUCCCGGACCUUCACAUGCCUGUUGAGGCACAGUUUGAACGCACUGGGGACGUCAUGGAAGACAUGGGCAAGCAGCUGCAGGCCAACAACAUUCGUAUCAGCAUCCUGGAGGAAGAGAACACGCGCCUCCGAAGCGCAGUGGCCAAAAUGAGAGAGGCAGCGCAGCAGGAAGGGCCUAAGCUUUUCCCUCCAACCCAGCUGUGGAAUCUUUCCUCUCCCCAAGACAGUGGGAUUCACAUGCCUACCAGGCAUCCCGCACAGACGAGUGCCCAAGGAGCAACGCUGAGGCCUCCUGCCAGCCCCAAGAGCCCAGGCAGCCCGGUCCCAAACAGAUCUAAGGGCACCCGCAGUGCCUCGAAGAACGGCUCCCCCUUCCGAAGGGCUCUCAGCGGCCAGCAGUCAAACCCGUUCACCUUUGUCUCCGAGGAACCAGCCAUCCGAACCCACACCCGGGGGAAAGGGAAAAGCAAGACCCCGGGCCACUCGGCCCGUUGCAACAGGAAACACCAGAAAUAACAAUAAAAAGGCCCUGCUGAGCAAGUU
Molecule: messenger RNA, 939 nt
Organism: Lacerta agilis (Sand lizard)
Lineage: Eukaryota; Metazoa; Chordata; Lepidosauria; Squamata; Lacertidae
Product: coiled-coil domain-containing protein 157-like
Exons: 6
Coding region: 109-912 (267 amino acids)
Source: RefSeq, a predicted model, not a curated record